AGUCGGUUGUGAAUCGUGGCGGGUGGCGGGUGUACCUUCCCUGGCUCCUCAAUACCCUCAAUAUCACUCCACACUGGCCUCUCUUUACACUUCACCCUGUACCUACAUUGCCACCUCUUCUCCCUACCACAUCCUCCACCUGACAAGUUGACCUGUGUCCAUUAUGGAUUUUACCUGAGGUUCAGGUCAUGGCAGUUAUUACACUGCAGUGGUUGGUAGCAGCGGCUACACACCACCUUGGCAUGGCAAGAAAUCGCCCUCGCUAAUUGUUCCAUCCCACGAGCUAAUGAUCAAGGAUUUUUUUAUUUCAUAAAGAUUUGCGACGUAAUUCUGUCAGAUGAAGAAAUGACUAUACAGUGGAAACCACGAGGGGUUAAAUGUUAGUGUGGACAGUUUAUCAUCAGAGGUUUAAACCGGGAAUCACCAGUAGCAAAUAUAGAAGACACCAAGGAUGCAAAUGCUGUGUUUACCAUGAUUAACUUUCUACUAGACGCCCUGAAUAUGCCAACCUCGUGCUGCUGCCUUAAAGAAGUUAUCCACUACUACGACCAUCAAGAUCCGAGAGAGUUUGCCUAUUAGACAUGAAGAGCAGGACCCGGGGCUGCUAGCGGGAGUACCUUGGUGAAGCGCACAUGAUCGUGUGAAACGAGAGCGAGGGAUUACAUGAGCAGGGGACGUAUAAGCUUCAGAGGACAAGGGAAGGCUUCGUGACGUAAUGGGUGAGGUGGCAAGCUGGCCCUCACUGGGCCGGGUGACGACUCCGGUGUCCCGAUCGACACCCACAGCCUACCCUGGUCGACUCUUGCUGGGAAGCACAGUGCCUUACUUACCUUUGUAGCCAAAAUCACAGUGCCUCACAGAUUUCGGGAUACUUCACUAUCUGGUAUUAAGACCAGUACAGUGAUGCGAAGUUCUAGUGACAUUUGGUGCUACAUCUCAAGAGCUUGUAUUUAGUGUAGGAGUGGGUACUGGCUGGUCAUAUACAUGUUAAGCCUCUUACGCUAUCCAAAAGCCUCGAAAGUUUUACAAUAAAGAAAACACAUUUGAUCGUGCAUUAUGACAGUGUAUCAGUAGUAGUAAUAAACUAACCACAUUUAUGGAAACCGUAGAGUUGAAGAACAUUGUACAUAGUUUGACCCGUUGUCGCCACGUACGGGGAAAGCAAAGCGGUUUCGAUUUUCUGGAUUGUCGGGAUGUGGAACCUAGUGGAGACCUGACGCCACACGCUGCAGCCGCAGGCCCCCACCACUGGUGGACACCCACCCACCUCCCUAAUAUAUGGCUUAAACUUCCAGUCUUACGGCCAAAGCAUCCAGACUUGCACAAGGCUUCCAGACUUACCCCCCAGGCAUUUACACCAUUAUUCAGUCUAUCCACUCCUAUAUCCAAGGUAUCGAGACGAAGCCGUGUAGUGAACGUUUCAUUAUGCAAGUGAGUAGAGAUAACACAAGGUUUAAUUUGUGAAGGUAGCCAUGGAUACGAUACCUUCCAUAAUGUAUGCUCCAUUAAACACUAAAGUCACCAGCCUACAGUCCUGCUGUCAUCGUGAGAAUCUCAGGUUGUCAGAAUGGCUGAUUAAUAGAGCGAGACCAAGAAAUACCAUCUCGUUGUUGCAAAGUGAGCUGGGGAGAUACUGCUUCUAAAAAGCUAUCCAAAGUUCAAAGUUACAUUGUUACCUUUUUUUUUUGUUUUAUAAUAGUUUAGAAACUGAUUGCACAUCGAAGUUGGCGUGACUUAAAUGUUUGUGAUAUGUGGAUGUUAGGGUGUGGUCCAAUUUAAUUGACCAAAACCACUCGUUGUAAAUAUCUGUAGUGCGUUAGUAGUGUCUUGACUAUUGUGCACUGAAUGCAAGGUGUGGACACCAACUGCUAAUUUUGUACUGCUCCACAAAUACCUCGUAAAAUAUAUAGCAUUGGAGAAGCGAUAAUGCAUUUUGAUGUGGACGACAGUCUACAUGUUUGAGCUCUGGCGCCUCGCUGGCUGUGUGAUUGUCACAGGAAAUAGUAAUAAGAAGAGACUUUCUUUUGCGUCCCUAUUUUCGUGAACAGUAUUAGUAUUAAGGAAAACGUGGCGAGGUGAUUAGAGUAAGUGUUAGCCGGGAAGAGGUAGUUAGGAUGAGUGGGGAGGAGGAGAAGACGAAGGAGAAGGAGAAGCGGGGAGUAUGGCGCUUGUGGGCGUGGGGGCGGAAGGGGCGCCGAAGAUACACUCUGAGGGACGCCCAGUCUGAGGAAGACGUGUGUCUCUACAAGGACCCCUUGCCAGUCCUUAAGAAGGCCUUUACUUCAGACGACCACCUGCUGGCAGCCUCUGACAAGACCUGCCCUCACGCCCGCUUCAACGAUAAUGACGAAAUCGAGAAGACGGAACCGACCAAGUCCGUAUGGGAGUCAUUUACCUGGCGGUGUCUCCCGGAUUCCCACGGCGCUGAGGAUGUCUCUAGCGAUACAGCCAAUACAGAAAGUGAAGCAGAAAAUAUUGAGAGCGAUACAGAAGAUUCCAAGAAAGAGGGCGCUGGGGUUCAGAAUAUCGUAGACCGGCUUAAAGCUUGCGGGGUUGGGCAUGGCCGUACCGGGGAAUUUGACUGGCCUAAUAUAGACACAUGGACCUCGCACGACCUUAGGCAGUUUCUCAUUAAUAAAGCACAACUCGAGCUGGGGGGACCUUAUGACAGCGAUAGUAUAAAUAGUAUGGAGAUGAAAUCUUACGUUCAAAAUAAAUGUAACACAAUUGGUAGCCAUCAGGUAACGCCAGCACCAGCCAUCCCCAUACCUGCGGGUGCCACGCCUCGCCCCGUGCCCCUCAGGCCCCGCGGCCGGGGCAGGAUGCUAGCCACAGCUCUGCUCAGGAGGGGUGGCAAGGCUCGUAUGGACAACCCACGAAACUCGUUACAACUUGAGCACGUCAGGAGGGAAACUUCACCACCACCACCACGAGCUCGUCUGUGGUCACUUCCAGCCAUCAUAAUCACCACCUCCGAGGACCCCACUAAGUCACCCUCUCCACCAGGUGUUGCCUCCAGCCUCUCCGACAGUAUGAACUACCUGACGGUGCCCAACACUCAUGCUCUCCGUGGCCGUCAGGACACGGAGGACACACAGAGUGAAUCAGGGGCCACCAAUGAGACCAUUCUACCUUGUGCCGAAACUGACGUCAAGACUAUAAACGGGGGUCUGGCCAGCGCCACCAAUCUAGGGUCCCUCAUGGACUUGUGGACUGGUCGGUGGCAACUGCCGGAUGAUAGCGAUUCUGAAGGCAGACCCUAUCCCUCGGGGUCUCCUCCUCCAGACCCCAGACCGCAGGCCGCCCCGGAGUACCUUCAGUAUGAAGAGUCAUUUAUGUAUGGGCGGUACUCGGCCAAUUUGGCAGAGUACGCGCGCCAGGAAGCCAAACGAAUCCGUGAGGACGACCAUCAUAAGGACGAGGUCCUUUUCUCUAAAGAACUACAGCCCUACAGAGGACGUCUUGCCAGAACCUGUAUAUCAUUCAUAAGACCAAUUUGGGACCACACCUUCGCCCGCCUGGGUGAGGACUGGGUCUUCCUCUUCAUCUUAGGCACGCUCAUGGCCACCAUCUCCUUCCUCAUUGAUGACAUCGUUCUUAUCUGUUUUGGAGGUCGGAUGUAUUUGCAAGAAUACCUGGGGAAUUUCCACUGGGCUUUACAACUGUUCUCUUGGGUCAUUAUCCCCACACUUUUGGUGAUAUUUUCUGCUGCGUUCUGCCAGUGGAUGGCACCUUCUGCUGCAGGCUCUGGCAUACCAGAGAUGAAAACUAUACUCAGGGGUGUAGUGCUUAAAGAAUACCUUACAUGGAAGACACUACUGGCCAAGAUUGUAGGUUUGGCUGCUGUGUUAGGCUCUGGUCUACCUCUUGGUAAAGAAGGGCCAGUGAUGCACAUGGCCAGUAUUAUUGCUACAAUGCUCACAAAAAUGCUACGCUACAUUAAAGGCACUAUUGAAAAUGAUGCGCGCUCUACAGAUCUUCUUGCAGCUGCCUGCACCAUGGGUGUUGCCGUUUCCUAUGCAGCUCCUAUUGGAGGUGUUCUCUUCAGCAUAGAAGUAACAACCGUAUACUUUGCUGUACGCAACUAUUGGCGUGGGUUCUUUGCUGCAGUUGUAGGGGCCAUGUUUUAUCGUCUGAUGUCAGUGUGGUUCAUGGGUGCUCAGACCAUCUUCCCGCUGUACAAAGUGGAACUAAACUACGCGUAUCCGUAUGAUGUCAUUGAGCUCCUGCCCUUCCUCUGUAUUGGCAUUAUUUGUGGCUUUGCUGGUUCCCUCUUUGUCUAUCUCCACCGAAGAUAUGUGAUGUUUAUGCGACACAACAAGACUCUUAAGAAUUUCCUCCAAAAAAAGCGCCUGCUGUAUCCUACAUUCGUUACUAUUGCUAUUUCAAUAAUGACCUUCCCACUGUGUCUGGGUCAGUUCAUGGCAGCAACUUUACCCUCAAGUAAACAGAUCUUGCAGCUCUUCAGCAAUGUUACUUGGACAGUUACAAGUGCUGAUGGAAUAAUGUCUCCUGAUCAGGAGAGCAUCUUAAAGUUCUGGGUUCCCAAUCUUGAAGGGAGCUUCCAUCUUAGCCUUUUUGUCUUCCAGAUUGUGUCUAUAUUUCAGAUAGCUGUUGCUUCAACCUUACCUGUGCCUUCUGGUAUGCUGAUUCCACUGUUUAAAGUUGGAGCAGCAUUUGGUCGUCAAAUUGGUGAAUUCAUGGCUUCACUCUACCCCAUUGGGAUUAACCCAGGUUUUCCCAUUGUACCAGGUGCCUAUGCUAUGGUGGGAGCAGCAUCCUUCUGUGCAGCGAUCACUCACACUAUUUCCAUUUCUGUGAUCGUCUUUGAGCUCACUGGACAGAUUACUUACGUAAUACCUAUAAUGAUUGGUGUUUUAAUUUCAAAUUGCAUAUCGUCACUUCUUCAACCAUCCAUAUACGACAGCAUGAUCCGCAUUAAGAAGUUGCCAUACCUUCCAGAUAUAGUUGCCACAACAUCAUCGGAUGUAUAUAACAUCUAUGUGGAAGAUAUCAUGGUGCGAGAUGUGAAGUACAUCUGGUAUGGCAUCACAUACACGGAGCUUAAGAGAAUUCUGAAAGAAAACCGCAAGCUCAAGUAUUUACCUUUGGUUGACAAGCAUGAUUCAAUGAUUCUUCUGGGCUCAAUCCAGAGGAUUGAGUUAGUACGCAUCUUGGUAGAGCAAAUAUCCUCCGAAAAGCGACGUAAAGAAGCAACUCGUAGGCACUUGGAGGCUUUGAAAUUAAAGUGGGAAGAGGAGGAUGCUGCGGGAGGACCAAAGGAAAGUCGCAUUCGCUACGAAGAUGAGGUUAAUAGUGAUGAGCCAGGAACCACACAGAGCAUCAUUCAUCGCUUCUCAAGAUCACUUAGUCGCUCACUCUCCCGUUCCAGAUCAUCUUCUAGAUCUCGGUCAGCGUCAAGAAGUCGGCAUGGAACACAUUCAAGUGACAGCGAUGAUUCCUCCACUUCCCCACCUGGAUCACCUGCAUCCACACGCUCUAAGCACGGCUCUGACUCAAUCACACCCCCUGGCUCACCUGCAACUCGCAGCCUGAAAGACUUUUCCUCCAAAUCUUCUUUGGCUCGCAAGCCUUCCAGGUUCUCUGUAAGAAAAGUUGAGAAUGGCAGUAGCAAAAUUGGAGAAGAUGGAGGCAGUAAAGACAGCAGUGAUGCCCAAGAGAAAAGCACCAAGAAGAAAGAUGCUAGUGGUAAAUUACGUAGCUCAUCAAGGUCCAAGAAAGACUCUUCCCCAGAUAAGAUUCCAGGGAAGAGAAGAGCCACUUUACAGAGAUCAAACUCUCUUGAUACUGCUGCUUUCAGAUCAAUAAGCCAAGAGGAUAUCAGGGAUUCAAAGAAGACUUCAGAUGUACUGUCACCCAAGAAGGGGAUCUUGAAACGUCGCAACUCAUUCAGUUUAGGCAUGACAUCAUCUCCAGACACUUCUGCAUCUGAAACACAUUACCAAACAAUAACUGUUGGAGACACAAGACUUCGCUCUGCCUUUGAGAAAGUAAGACGAAUGAGGAUGGAAACUGCAAGCUCCAUGGAAUUGAAACUUUCUCAGCUUUCCUUGUUCAAGUCAAAGAAGAAGGAUCAGAAUGCUAAAAAGCCUCAGCUGGAUUUGUCAGACGAGGAGAGAUCUAUAUGGGAGAUGAUGGAACUAGCUAAGGAGGUGGACUUCAGCAAAUGUCACAUUGACCCUGCACCAUUCCAGUUGGUUGAAAGAACAUCCCUCUUACGUGUCCACUCCAUGUUUUCUAUGUUGGGUAUCAACCAUGCAUAUGUCACUGCAAUUGGACGACUCAUAGGAGUUUUAGCUUUAAAGGAGGUUCGUAUGGCCAUUGACGGACAGUAUGUUGGCCAGGCCCAGAGUACAACCCCACAAGCCAGCUUACCCAACACACCCACAUCACCAAUGCGAUCUUCGAUUGGGUCAAGUGUCUCGCCUCAGAGACUUGGACCUCUCAGCACUGUACAGCUUUCUGACCCUGAAGCAGGAAUGGUUUCCAAUAGAGGUUCUAGAGCUCAGCUGAUUAAUUACCCAAAUGGACACUCUUACAGCUGAGAGAGAGAGAAUUUAGUGGAUUGAGUGAAUUUUUAAUAAUUUUUAAAUGAAUCCCCCCCAACCCCCUGUGAUCUGUGAUCUUACCUGUGGACAGUGGUUAUUUUAUACGAGUUGGUAUCUCACACGAUUAGUAUCUGAUAGUAUCCUUUCAAGUUAGAUAUCGAUAUAUAUUGUUGAAUACUGUAUAUUGUAAUUUUACCAAAGUUGAGGACAUUCCAGUAUUAUAUUGAAUUGAUUCUCAGAAUGAGAAUUAACAAUAUUUCAUUGAGCAGUGCAUGUCUAGGGUAUUUUAUUUUUUAUAUUUUUAAAGAAUUUAAAUUUUUUUUUUUUUUUUUUUUUUCAUUUUUAAACCAUCUUUCCAAAUGCUCACCCCAGAUCUCAAAAAGAAAAAAAUCCAGUUAGUGUAAUUUUUUAAACAUAGUUUAAUAUGUUAGAUAAAUUAUACUUACUGGGUUUAUGUAGAUAUUUUUAAAUAGUUUAGUUUUACCAAAUAGCAAAGCAAAUUCCUCUUGACAAAUUGUUGCCCCAGACAUGUGCCUGUUACACCCAAUUUUUGAAAACUGUACUGGGUAUUUUUAUGCUGCAACUAUUUGCCUGUUACUACACAUUUUUGUAUAAUUAUCAUUUUUUCUACUUUUAAAAUUAUAUUGAAUUGAUUGGCAAUUGAUUCAGCAAGGGUCAUCACUUACCAAGUUUUCUUGGGAAAAAAUUUUAUAUAGCCACCAAGAUUAUAACAAAAAUUAAUACUGUAGCACUCGGUAGUGUGCACAGUUCAUGUGACAUUUAGACAUUGUCAUAUUUGAAGCAUAUAACCAAUUGGUUACUGAUGAAAUUUGACAUGCGAAGUCAAAUGGCAUCUUUUAGGCUAUUGGGGGAGGAGAGCUUUCUGUGAUAAAGACUAUAAAAGCAUUAGGCAUACAAUAUUUGUGAAGUAGGAAGUGCCACAUUAAAGUAUCAGUACUUUAAUUGCUAAGUAAUUAUUUGUAAUUUAUUUAUAGCUUUGUAAUGUGAUACUAUUACAGUACUAAAAACUUUUUUUUUUUGUAAGAUAUCAGCGAGUGCUAUUGGCAUAAUAAUCUUAAUUUCAUUACCCAUUAAGUGAUUUUUAGGCAAUUCAUUUUAUGUUCAUCUGUUCAUACGUGAAGUGUGUUCCUAAGCGCAGAGCAUCAUGUAAUUAUUUUCACAAAAAACUAAACUCGGCUUAGGAAGUACAUAUUUUAAUAUAUAUACAUUAUAUAUAUAUAUAUAUCUAUAUAUAUAAAAAUAUUAUAAAACCUAUUUCUAACUACAUGUGAAUCUCAAGUUUGUUAUUACAUGUGUAUUGUAUAUAAAA
Messenger RNA from Cherax quadricarinatus, 7899 nucleotides. RefSeq names its product chloride channel protein 2. The record is from RefSeq and is a predicted model, not a curated record. Lineage: Eukaryota; Metazoa; Arthropoda; Malacostraca; Decapoda; Parastacidae. Gene Ontology annotation, biological process: chloride transport; transmembrane transport. Gene Ontology annotation, molecular function: voltage-gated chloride channel activity. Gene Ontology annotation, cellular component: plasma membrane.